UGGAACGCGGAGCAACCAAUGGGCAGAGGCAGGCUCGAUUGCGGCCCGGUGGCAGAGGGUCUGGCUUAGCUUUGGGUUCCGCGCGCUGUACGGAUGCGGCGCUUUCUCGCGGCUGCGAUAAGUAUUACCCUGUCGACUGAGAUGCCGAUCUCGUAUUCUGUCCUUAAAGCAAUAAAGAUGUGGCGAAGGCCAUGGGGUGAGGCCGCUGCCACCACACUUACUCCUGCGACUUCCUGGGGACAGGCCGAGUAAUGGCGCUCUAGAAACCUCCCCGUACGGUCCCAACAGAGCAGAAAAGGCUCUGCCUCCCGGGAUCCAGAGGGUCAGUUCCCUUGCCGCAUCCCCAUUUUGCAACUGCUAAUAUAAAAAUUGAUAUAGAUCUCAUCUAAAAUGUUACCUUCUUAGAGAAGACUUUCCUGACUACUUUAACUCAAGUUAAUCUGGGGAAGAGAAUAGAAGCAACCAAGGAGGAUACUGCUGAACCAAUUAGGAGGCUAUUGCAAGAGAUCCCAGAAAGAGAUGAUGAUAAUGUGGACUUGGGAAAUGGCAGAAGAGAUGCAGGAAGGUGUCCGGAUUUCAGAGGUCCACAAUCUCUACUCUGCAAUUACAAAAUAAGAAAAAAAAACAAAAACAAAAAACCACUGAAACCCAAAAGUAUUUUUAAGUUUGACACCGGGACUAUUUAGCAACAAAUCCUACUGUGAACAAAACAUGAAGCCUCUCUUGCCUGAGCAUUUAUAUCCAUCAGUCACAGAUGCCUCUGCUAUUUGCUGACAUUUUAUGACUUAGGGAUUAAUUAAUUGCACUAGAAAAUGUCAAAAAGAGUUAAAGAUAUACCUGUGGAUAACAGUGAAAAGAAGAAAAGGAAGCAUCUGUCUUUAUCAAUAGCUCAGAAAGUGGAGUUACUGCAGAAGCUUGAUGGUGGUGUGUCUGUUAAGUGUCUUACUGAAGAAUAUGGUGUGGGAACCACCACCAUAUAUGACUUAAAGAAACAGAAAGACAAGUUGUUGAAAUUUUACAGUGACAGUGAUAACCAAGAACUCAUGAAAAAUAGGAAAACAUUGCAUAGGGCCAAAAAUGAAGAUCUUGACCGUGUAUUAAUUGAGUGGAUUAGGCAACAAAGAAGUAAAGACAUGCCACUGACUGGUUUGUUGGUCAUGAAACAAGCUAGAAUAUACCACGAAGAACUGAAUAUUGAAGGCGAGUGUGAAUAUUCAGAAGGCUGGCUACAGAAAUUUAAAAAACGUCAUGGUAUCAAGUAUCUUAAAAUCUGUGGUGAAAAAGCUUCUGCUAAUCAUGAACUUCCUGAAAAUUACAUUGAUGAAUUUGCUAAGAUAAUAUCUGAUGAAAAUCUUAGCCCUGAACAAAUUUACAAUGCUGAUGAAACAGCUCUGUACUGGUGCUACCUUCCUAGAAAAACCUUAACAAUGGGUGAUGAAAGAGCAGCAAUAGAUUUCAAGGAUGCCAAGCAAAGGUUAACUAUUCUUGGGUGUGCUAAUGCUGCAGGCACACACAAGAUAAAACUGGCAGUGAUUGGAAAAAGCCUAUAUCCAAGAUGUUUAAAAGGUGUGCACAAUUUACCUGUGCAUUAUUAUACAAACAAGAAAGCUUCAGUAACAAGAGAAAUCUUUUCUGACUGGUUCAAUAAGCACUUUGUACCUGCAGCACAAGCUCAUUGCAGACAAGCUGGACUGGAAGACAAUUGCAAAAUUUUAUUAUUUCUGGACAACAGUUCUGCUCAUCCCCCUCCUGAAGUUCUUGUGAAAAGUAAUGUUUUAGGCAUUUACUUUCCCCCCAGUGUGACAUCUGUAAUUCAGCCUUGUGACCAAGGAAUUCUGCGUUCCAUGAAGAGUAAAUACAAACACCUUUUUUUGAACAGCAUGCUUGCUUCAGUUAACAGAGGCCUGAAAAUCCAGGACUUCCUUAAAGAAUUUAGUCUUAAGGAUGCCAUCUACACAGUUGCUAAUGCUUGGAACAACGUUGAUAAGACAACCUUAACCAAUGCUUGGCACAGACUUUGGGCUACAAUGAUGUUUGAAAAUGACCUUGCCGAUGAAGAUUUUGAAGGAUUUAAAGACUCUAAUGAGAAAAGGAUGGUAUCAAAACUCAUUACUUAUGCCAAAAGCUUAUCAGCUGAAAGUGUAAAUAAGUUAGAAGAAGCUGACAUUGAAGAAAUGCUAAACAUUGAUAAUGAUGCACCCAUUGUGCAUUCUUUCAGUGGGAAAAUUACAGAGAUGGUGUUAAAUACAGAUCAGUAUGGAGAUAGUAGUAGUAAUGAUGAUGACAUUGUGAGCACAGGUGAAAAAAUCUCCAUAGAUCAUAUGGUGAAAAUGUGUAACCAAUUAAUUGUUGGCCUUCAACAAUGUGCAUUUAUCAGCGAGCAAGAGCUCAUGGCAAUUUACUCAAUUAGAGAGAAACUGCUUAGACAGAAACCUGCAUUAAGGAAACAGAUGACAUUGGGAAAAGUCUUUAAUAAGGCUGUCUGUGAUAAUGCCUCUUCAUCACUUGACAAUCCUGCUUCUGGCUGUUCAUCAGAUGUCCAUCUCCAGCUUGGUUUCAUAGGCAAUGGUAAAACUGGUGUAACCUAUUCUCCAGGAUUCUCAAGCAACCAGAAGUGAUGAACAUGUUUUACAUAUAUGUGUGUUAUCUGUUAGUUUUCAUCAGUAUAAAUUUAAAAUUUUACUUAAAAAUUUCUUUAGAAAUAAGUUUUUCACAAUUGACAAAUGAAAUUAGAAGCUUAUGGUAUGUAUGGUCUUUAUUUAUCCUGCUAUUUUAUUUACUAAUAAAUUUACUAAUUUAUGUAAAUAAAUUAUAAUAUUAUUUAUGGUCUUUAUUCCACUUUGUGUGAAUUUUCAUACAUUUCUUUGCAGAAAUACUAAUAUUAAUGUGUUUCAUUACAGAGUACAGUCCCAUACCUAUUUGAAGUGUUAAAAAUAUAUAGUUUAUGUACUGUAUUCCAAAGAAUACCGAUUUCUUCCUAAAUUCUAAAAAAUUCUCACUGCCAAAACAUCUGCUCCAUAAGGUUUUGGAUAAGAGAUUAUGGGCCUGUAAUACUUCUUUGUUGUGUAUGAUCCAGUGAUAUGACCAUUGUAAAAUGCCUGGCACAAAGUAAAUGCCUAUUAAAUGUAGUUGGUAUUAUUAUUAUUCCAUUGUCCUACUCUUAAAAUGUAUGACAAGGUCUUUCAGACAUUGAAGUUAGCAAGUUAACCUAGCAUAGGUAAUAAUAAGCAUGCUUCAAAUUAUAUCACCCUAAGGGAUGCUUUGGCACUGUGCUGCUAACAUAUAGUACAGGAUCUCCUAAAUCUUCAUCCGGGAGAUGGGAACAUUUCCCAAAUCAGAGGAUAGAAAAUGUUGUUACAUCUAAUUACAUUGCAUGUUAAUAAAAUGCAUAUACAUCUAGUUAGCCCUUAUUUUAUUUAUCAAAGAUAUAUAAUUGCUAACUAUUCCUUCAGCUCUCUCUGCCACAAGUACCAUACAAACAAUACUUUAAUCUGUCUCAUAGAAAAGAUUGAUUAUUAACCCUCUUUGUAUAACCUCAGUUACUGGUUUGAUUUAGUGUGCUUUACUUUAAUAAAAUUCAGUAUUAGAAUUUUUUAAAAAGACCUUGAACAUAGCUAAAUAAAUAAAAUUGGUAUUCUGUUUUAUAAAUAAAGCUAUAAUUGUUAGCCUAAUGAAUGUGAAUUGAUUCCCUAUAGCCUGGUCUUCUUUGUUUUUUGUCUUUUUGUAAUGUUCAUUCAUUUAAAAUAUAAGAUUUAUUGCUUUUCUUUCAUUAUAAAUGGCAUACAUAGUUUAUGGACAAUAUGAUUGAUAAAGAAAAAAGUAAAGUUAUCCCUAACCUUAUAACCAGUAAUACUCACUUUUAACUUUCGAAGCUAUCUAUUGUGUUAAGUUAUGAGCCUUAUGAGGGCAGAAACCAUGUUCAUUCAGUCCUAUCCCCACCUUGUCCUCACCUUCUCACAAUAGCAGGCAUAUAACACAUUUGGAGAAAACAUACUUUCUCACACUUAAGUUUCAAACUAUACUCACAGGGUUUUUUGGGCCAGAUUACUUUUAAUUAACACUUCAUUGUGAGUAUUUUUCCACAUCAAUCCUAUUAGAUCUGACAAAGCCAUAUUUUCUACACUGCAUUCAGCCUAUCCUUUCCUUCUGGGACUUGCUCCUUCAGGCCCUAGGGUGAACUUUAUCUUGCAUUCUCUCUUCCUGACUACCUUCCUUCCCUAUUGUUCCACUAUUCCCCCAUCAUAAUUGCCCCUCUUAUUUCCCAUUAGCUCAUACGCAGCUCUCUGCUAGCUACUCUUAAAAGAUAUAGUAAACUCUCACUAUCAUCUGACUGGCGAUUGGCUCCCAUUCUCCACUCAGCACUGUUCUUUUAUUGGGGUGAGCUAAAGUUUCACAGGAGAGGCAUGCCUUGGAAGGGAGAGAGAAUCCCAACAGGGAGAGAAACAGCAGCAACUCCAUCUUGGUAAGUAGGGAUGUGGAGGGAGGGUACUAUGUCUGCAGUAUUAUCCAUUCCAUUCUCAUAGGAUCAGUCAUUAAAACAGGUGCUAACUAAUUGGGGGAUGCCUGGAGUCACCUGUGUUGCCCUGGAAAUCUCAGCCAGGCACUUGAUUAAUAGUCUGCUCCAUUAGUAUGUAAGGCAAAGUAAACAACAAGCCACCAGGUGAUACUAAACUAUGUAUCAUGAGCCAGACCCUAGGAAGUAGCCAUAUCUAAUUGCAUUUUUGGACCUCAUUUAGCAUGUCAGGCUUUUUUUGUAAUUUUGCAGAGUUCUGAUGAUGGAUAAUGUUCUCCUUCAUCUCUCAAAUAAUAUGCUUUACAUUAGCUCUUCAUUCCUUUACACAGGGAUAAGUGCCAUCUACAGUGUGAAUUCCAGUUGAUUGUUAGUGACUGCGCAAAGUGCAGGUUCGAGAAUUUAGAUCCAUAUCCUGGCUCAUUCAGUGGGUGGUGAUCAUUUGUUUAUAUCUGCCAUAGGUACAGAAAGUAUUAGUGGAAAUGUCAGAAUAUCUGCCAUCCAGCCCUUAUGGAGGCCUUACGUUUUUCCUAUUUACUUUUGGUUCAGACUUUCUGUUCUUGCUGAAUUCGUUUAGUUUAUAAGUGAACUCACAACCUCAUAUUCUGCAUCAUGUUGCUCUAGACAUGGGCAGAGCCCCCUUUGUCUUAACACACACACAAGCCAUUUUUAUAUGUAUCAGUCACAAUUAAAAUGCUGCAGUGAUGGAGAGGGUACUUAGGCAUAAACUAAACAUUUAACUUAGGACAUUCCUGUCUUAAAAAGUCCUUCAGUUGAAAUGAAUCCUGGGGUGUUAUAUUGGAAUCCAGUGUAUAUCUAUGAACUCAUUUUUAAUACAUAUACACAGAAAUAUAUAUACACAUAUAUAUAGAAAUAUAAAUGUGUAUACUUACAAGGGUUAGUUUACAUGCAUAUGUAUCCAUAGGAAAGGACUAAAAGCAAUGCAACCCCAAUAGUAAGUCAUAAGCUCACCUACA
Messenger RNA from Microcebus murinus (gray mouse lemur), 5487 nucleotides. Lineage: Eukaryota; Metazoa; Chordata; Mammalia; Primates; Cheirogaleidae. The record is from RefSeq and is a predicted model, not a curated record.